Molecule: messenger RNA, 3406 nt
Organism: Cyprinus carpio (common carp)
Lineage: Eukaryota; Metazoa; Chordata; Actinopteri; Cypriniformes; Cyprinidae
Product: structural maintenance of chromosomes protein 4-like
Exons: 19
Coding region: 41-3205 (1054 amino acids)
Biological process (GO): mitotic chromosome condensation
Cellular component (GO): chromosome
Molecular function (GO): ATP hydrolysis activity; ATP binding; protein binding
Source: RefSeq, a predicted model, not a curated record
UGUGUGGUGUGAUUGUCAGGGCGAGGUGGAGCAGAUUGCCAUGAUGAAGCCCAAAGGACAGACGGAGCACGAUGAGGGCAUGCUGGAGUACCUGGAGGACAUCAUCGGCUCCUGCCGUCUCAAAGAGCCCAUCAGUAUCCUGUGCCGGCGGGUGGAGCCCCUGAACGAGCAGCGCGGAGAGAAGCUGAAUCGAGUGAAGCUGGUGGAGAAGGAGAAGAGCGCUCUGGAGGGAGAGAAGAAUAAAGCCGUGGAGUUCCUCAGCUUGGAGAACGACGUCUUUAAGAAGAGGAACCUGCUCUGUCAGUUCUACGUGCAUGAUCUACAGAAGCGUGUGUCGGCCAGAGAAGCUGAGAAACAGCAGAUUCAGGAGGACACGAAGGACCUGAGUGACAAAAGCAGCCAGCUGACAGAAGAAAUGAAGAGCAAGAACGAGGAGCUGAAGGGCGUGGAGAAGAAACUGACCAAGCUGACCAAGUUCAUAGAGAGCCAGAAGGAGAAGUUUACCCAGCUGGACCUGCAGGACGUGGAGGUGCGCGAGAAACUCAAACACACCAAGAGCAAAGCCAAGAAACAGCAGAAGCAGCUUCAGAAGGACAAGGAGAAGCUGGAGGAGGUGAGGAGCGUUCCUGCGAGCAGCGAGAAGAUCAUCGCGGAGGCGUCUGCUCAGAAGGAGGAGCUGGAGAAGAAGAAGCUGGUGGAGGAGCAGAAGCUGGCGCAGGUGAUGGAGAGCCUGAAGGAGGAGACCAGCGGCCUGCAGGAAGAUAAAGAGAAGAGAGAGCAGGAGCUGCUGGAGCUGAGUAAGACGGUGAACCAGACGCGCUCACGGAUGGACGUGGCUCAGUCCGAGCUGGAUAUCUACCUGAGUCAGCACAACACGGCUGUGAGCCAGCUCAACCAGGCCAAAGACGCUCUGCAGGAGACUGUGGACACGCUGAGAGAGAGGAGAGCCGCCAUCAAAGACCUCAACGCCAGGAUACCCCCGAGUGAGGAGCAGCUCAAGAAGGACGAGCAGGAGCUGGAGCAGAUCUCGGAGCAGGACCAGCAGAAGCGGAUGCAGGUGGGAGACAUGAGACAGAAGGUGGCUGAGGCCAAGAGCUCUUUGUCCACCAACCGCAGCCGCAACAAAGUGCUGGACGCCCUCAUGCAGCAGAAGCGCUCGGGGAAGAUCCCGGGCAUCCUGGGACGGCUGGGAGACCUGGGAGCUGUUGAUGAGAAAUACGACAUCGCCAUCUCCUCCUGCUGCGGCUCGCUGGAUAAUAUCUUAGUGGACACCAUUGACACAGCGCAGAGGUGCGUCACGUUCCUGAAGACCCAGAACAUCGGUGUGGCCACAUUCAUCGGUCUGGACAAGAUGAAGGUGUGGCAGCAGAGCAUGGGCUCCAUCUCCACUCCGGAGAGCACCCCUCGUCUGUUUGACAUGGUGCGUGUGAAGGACGAGAGCGUGCGGCCGGCGUUCUACUUCGCUCUCAGGGACACGCUGGUGGCCAGAGACCUGGAGCAGGCCACGCGGGUGGCGUUCCAGAAGGACAAGCGGUGGAGGGUGGUCACGCUGCAGGGGCAGGUCAUCGAGCAGGCCGGCACUAUGACCGGAGGAGGAGGACGAGUGAUGAAGGGCAGGAUGGGCUCCUCGGUGUGCGCUGAUGUCUCUCAGGAGCAGCUGGAUAAGAUGGAGAGCGAUCUGAACAAGGAGCUGACGCAGCUGCAGGACUGGCAGCAGAGGAAACAUCAGCUGGAGGAGAAGGUGCACAGAGCCAGACGUGAGCUGAGAGACAUGAAGAAUACGCUGGAGAAAUACACCGCCACCAUCCAGAGCCUGACGGAGCAGGAGCUCCAUCUCAAGACUCAGAUCAAAGACCUGGAGGCCAAGGUCAUCUCCGCCGCUCCUGAUAAAGCCAAGCAGAAGCAGAUGGAGAAGAGCCUGGAGCUCUACAGGAAAGACUUCGAGGCAGCGUCCACUAAAGCAGGGAAGGUGGAGGCGGAGGUGAAGAGGCUGCACACGCUCAUCGUGGACAUCAACAGCCAUAAGCUGAAGGCCCAGCAGGACAAACUGGACCAGAUCAACACACAGCUGGACGAGUGCUCCUCAGCCAUCACCAAAGCCCAGGUGGCCAUCAAGAUUGCUGGACGUAAUCUGAAGAAGUCCGAGGACAGCGUGUCUCAGCUGGAGAAGGAGAUGGGAGAGAAUGAGAAGCUGACGGAGGAGCUGACGGAGCAGCUGAAGAAGCUGGAGGAGGAGGCGGGAGAGAUCAUGCAGACGUACCAGCAGGCCGAGGAAGCGCUGCCGGAGGUUCAGGAGCAGCAUCGAGGAGUGCUGCAGGAGAUCAAGGCCCUACAGGAGCAGGAGCACGCGCUGCAGAAGGAGUCUCUGAGCGUGCGGCUGAAGGUGGAGCACAUCGACACGGCCAUCGCUGAGUGCCACAACAAGAUCAAACACUGGGAGAAAGAGGCCAGCAGGCUGUCUCUGCACCCCAUCGAUGGAGCUCCAGAAGAAGAGCUGCCUGCACUGAACCCAGAGCAGCUGGAGGACAUCGGCAAUCCAGACCUCAUCAAGAACGAGAUCGCUCUGCAGGAGGACCGCUGCUCCAACAUGAAGCCCAACCUGGGAGCCAUCGCAGAGUUCAAGAAGAAGGAGGAGCUGUAUCUGCAGCGGGUGGCGGAGCUCGAUGACAUCACCACACAGAGAGACGCCUUCAAGAGAGGCUGCGAGGACCUGCGCAAGCAGAGGCUGCACGAGUUCAUGGCUGGAUUCAACAUCAUCACCAACAAGCUGAAGGAGAACUACCAGAUGCUCACGCUAGGAGGAGACGCCGAGCUGGAGCUGGUGGACAGCCUGGAUCCCUUCUCCGAGGGCAUCAUGUUCAGUGUGCGUCCUCCUAAGAAGAGCUGGAAGAAGAUCUAUAACCUGUCCGGAGGAGAGAAGACGCUCAGCUCUCUGGCGCUGGUGUUUGCACUGCAUCACUUCAAGCCCACGCCGCUCUACUUCAUGGACGAGAUCGACGCCGCCCUCGACUUCAAGAACGUCUCCAUCGUGGCCUGCUACAUAUACGAGCAAACCAAGAACGCUCAGUUCAUCAUCAUCUCGCUGAGGAACAACAUGUUUGAGAUGGCCGACCGUCUCAUCGGCAUCUACAAGACACACAACACCACCAAGAACGUGGCCAUCAACCCCAAAACCAUCGUCCUGCGGGAGAUCGAGACGGCGUGAGGAGGCCAGAUACUCCGUCAACACCUCCUUUGUUCUGAUGCUUUGUCUGUUCCUUUUAUAUGUGUCUCAGUCGUUCUGUGCUCUUGCUCUUUUAUCGUUUUUAAAUAAAAAUGCCUGUUUUAUACUACAUAGUAUCACACGGAAUAUUAUCAUGCUUUUACUGCACUGCAGUUGAAUAUUUUAAAUAAACAUUAAAUUUGG